UCCCCCACUCAAUUAUUGCCAUUGUUUUUACCUUAAUUAAUUCUCUCCCUCCUCCGCUUUAUAAUCCCUUCCUCCCCCUCCGCCGAUCCUCACCACCACCACCGCCAUCACCACCUCCCUCUUCCGUCAGAAACCGUUCCUCCGCCGCCGAGAGAGACAGAGAGACGUAAACAUGGGGCUGUUCCAGUCCGCCGUGCUCCUGCUGGCCCUCCUGGCCGUGUCCUCCGCCCUCGACAUGUCUAUAAUCAGCUACGACCGGUCCCACGGUCAGCGGACCGAGGCCAAGGUGAGGGCGAUCUACGAGUCCUGGCUCGCGAGGCACGGCAAGGCCUACAACGCCCUCGGCGAGAAGGAGAGGCGGUUCGAGAUCUUCAAGGACAACCUCCGGUUCAUCGAUGAGCACAACGCCGCGGAGAAUCGGACAUACAGCCUCUGGCUGAACCGGUUCGCCGACCUCACCAAUGAGGAGUACCGGUCCAUGUACCUCGGGGCGAAGAGGUCCGAGGAGAGGAGGCUGCACGGAAAGCGGGUGACCGAUCGAUACGUGCCUAAGCUCGGGGAUGAGCUGCCGGCGGCCGUUGACUGGAGGAAGGAAGGCGCCGUCGCGGAUGUCAAGGAUCAGGGAAGUUGCGGGAGCUGCUGGGCCUUCUCCACGGUCGCUGCUGUGGAAGGGAUCAAUAAGAUCGUGACUGGUGAUCUGAUCUCACUGUCAGAGCAGGAGCUGGUAGACUGCGACACCUCAUACAACCAAGGGUGCAAUGGUGGUCUCAUGGACUACGCCUUCGAGUUCAUCAUCAAGAAUGGUGGACUUGACACCGAGGAAGACUACCCUUACAAAGCUGUCAAUGGCAGAUGUGAUCAGUACCGGAAGAAUGCAAGGGUUGUCUCCAUUGAUAAUUAUGAAGAUGUUCCCGAGAACGAUGAGAAAGCUUUGCAGAAGGCAGUUGCUAAUCAGCCUGUCAGUGUUGCCAUUGAAGCUGGUGGAAGGGAAUUCCAGCUCUACCAAUCGGGCGUCUUCACUGGGCAAUGUGGGACAGAGCUGGACCACGGUGUUGCAGCUGUUGGUUACGGCACUGAGAAUGGGGUUGAUUAUUGGAUCGUGAAGAACUCAUGGGGCUCCAGCUGGGGAGAGGAGGGUUACAUCCGCAUGGAACGAAAUGUUGGCGGCACAGCUACUGGCAAGUGUGGGAUCGCCAUGGAGGCAUCCUACCCCAUCAAGAAGGGCCAAAACCCUCCAAAUCCCGGGCCAUCUCCCCCAUCCCCUAUCAAGCCCCCAACCGUGUGCGACGAGUACUACUCAUGCCCAGAGAGCAGCACGUGCUGCUGUAUCUAUGAGUACGCUAAGUACUGCUUCGCAUGGGGAUGUUGCCCCCUUGAGGGAGCCACUUGCUGUGAUGACCACUACAGCUGCUGCCCGCACGACUACCCCAUCUGUAACCUUAACGCUGGAACCUGCUUGAUGAGCAAGGACAAUCCGCUCGGAGUGAAGGCGCUGAAGAGGACCCCUGCUCAGUUCCAUUGGGCCUUUGGGUUUGGGAGUAAUGGAAAGAGGAGCAGCGCGUGAGAGCGGGAAAAUGGUGAAGAAUCUGAAGCAGUACUUUCCAUGAAGGAUGCCAACCAGGAGUACUGAAGAUCCGUAGUAUAGCUUGACUUCGAUCGCCUCCUUAAUUCAGCUCCAUCAGAAGUACUGAAGAUACCAAAUGAUUGGGACUUCUAUUUUAUGUCAAUUCGAUUCUCUGCUGCUUUUGUAAAUAGUGCUUUAUUUAUGAAUCUUGAUCGAUUUGAAUUGAUCUGCUCAUUAUUCUCAAUUUCUGGUUUCUGUUAUGAAACCAUAGUCGUUCAGAAAAGAGCUUCUGUCAGUUGUUUUCAA
Molecule: messenger RNA, 1870 nt
Organism: Punica granatum (pomegranate)
Lineage: Eukaryota; Viridiplantae; Streptophyta; Magnoliopsida; Myrtales; Lythraceae
Source: RefSeq, a predicted model, not a curated record